Messenger RNA from Mustela erminea (ermine), 4566 nucleotides. RefSeq names its product frizzled class receptor 7 (gene FZD7). Gene Ontology annotation, molecular function: Wnt-protein binding; Wnt receptor activity. The transcript has a single exon. The coding region runs from base 847 to 2571 and encodes 574 amino acids. Gene Ontology annotation, cellular component: plasma membrane. Lineage: Eukaryota; Metazoa; Chordata; Mammalia; Carnivora; Mustelidae. The record is from RefSeq and is a predicted model, not a curated record. Gene Ontology annotation, biological process: non-canonical Wnt signaling pathway; canonical Wnt signaling pathway.
GCCCGACGCUUCUUCUGGCGAGUUGCGCGACUCCGAGUCGUUACUCUGCGCUCCCUCCCGGCGGGCGGCGGCGGCGGCGGCGGGCGGCGGGCGCCGGGACUCACGGGCCGGGGCUUCGCGAGGCUGGAGAAGCCAGGCCCAGGCCGCGGGCACCGGGCCCUCGCAGCUUCGGACGCAGUGUAACUGGAUUUCCGAAAAGAACUCGCUGGGCUGCUGGCUCCAAGGCGCCGAUCGGACUCGGAGCGAGAAUCACCCGUUUGGCAGAAACUUGGGGGCCGAGCUUUUGGGGCUGAGGAAGGAGCCGGGGAGCAGAAAAGGAGGCGAAGGAGGCGGCGGCGGCGGCGGCGAGCAGAGCCUCGAGGCGAGGAGGCGGAGCAGCACGGCCGAGGCGGCGGCCUCGGCUCGCAGGCGGCGGCGCCGGGCUCUAGCCUGCCGGGGGCCGGACUCGGUGUGGGGGCGCGUGCGUUCCUGCGCGCCGUGGGUCGACAGACUUUGGGCAAACUUUGAAGGGUAACCGGAGACGCUUGCUGCUCCUCGCCGCAGAAAAAGCCGCACCGUUACGUCGCAGCGGGAGAAUAAAGCGGCCCCACUCGGCGCCCCCGGCCCAGGCUGGCGGGUUUGGGCCCCCAGCGGCUGCUAGAGGGCUGGGCGGAGACGGCUGCGGCGCCCCCGCGGCGCGGGCACCCCAGCUGCAGCGCCCUCGGCUCCGCGCCGCCCACGGCCCGGCCUCGGCGCCGGGAGGACUCUCAUGCGCGGGGCGCGGCUGCGCCUCCUCGGAUCCGAGCCUCUCCCGGCUGCCUCUUCGCGCUCUGCGGGCUGAGAGCGCCGCUGCACCCGCGGCCGGCGAUGCGGGGCCCCGGCGCGGCCGCGUCGCGCUCGCCCCUGGGCCUGUGCACCCUGGUGCUUGCGCUGCUGGGCGCGCUGCCCGCCGGCGCCGGGGCACAGCCUUACCACGGCGAGAAGGGCAUCUCAGUGCCGGACCACGGCUUCUGCCAGCCCAUCUCCAUCCCGCUGUGCACGGACAUUGCCUACAACCAGACCAUCCUGCCCAACCUGCUAGGCCACACGAAUCAAGAGGACGCGGGCCUCGAGGUGCACCAGUUCUACCCGCUGGUGAAGGUGCAGUGUUCUCCCGAACUGCGCUUCUUCCUGUGCUCCAUGUACGCACCCGUGUGCACGGUGCUGGAUCAGGCCAUCCCGCCGUGCCGCUCUCUGUGCGAGCGUGCCCGCCAGGGCUGUGAAGCGCUCAUGAACAAGUUCGGCUUCCAGUGGCCCGAGCGGCUGCGCUGCGAGAACUUCCCGGUGCACGGCGCCGGCGAGAUCUGCGUGGGCCAGAACACGUCCGACGGCAACGGGGGCCCGGGCGGCGGCCCCACAGCCUACCCCACCGCGCCCUAUCUGCCGGACCUGCCCUACACCGCGCUGUCCCCGGGGGCCGCUGACGGCAGGGGCCGCUCUGCCUUCCCGUUCUCGUGUCCCCGCCAGCUCAAGGUGCCCCCCUACCUGGGCUACCGCUUCCUGGGCGAGCGCGACUGCGGCGCCCCGUGCGAGCCAGGCCGUGCCAACGGCCUCAUGUACUUUAAGGAGGAGGAGAGGCGCUUUGCCCGUCUCUGGGUGGGCGUGUGGUCAGUGCUGUGCUGCGCCUCGACGCUCUUCACCGUGCUCACCUAUUUAGUGGACAUGCGGCGCUUCAGCUAUCCGGAGCGGCCCAUCAUCUUUCUGUCGGGCUGCUACUUCAUGGUGGCCGUGGCGCACGUGGCCGGCUUCCUGCUGGAGGACCGCGCGGUGUGCGUGGAGCGCUUCUCAGACGAUGGCUACCGCACGGUGGCGCAGGGCACCAAGAAGGAAGGUUGCACCAUCCUCUUCAUGGUGCUGUACUUCUUCGGCAUGGCCAGUUCCAUCUGGUGGGUCAUCCUGUCGCUCACUUGGUUCCUGGCAGCCGGCAUGAAGUGGGGCCAUGAGGCCAUCGAAGCCAACUCGCAGUACUUCCACCUGGCCGCGUGGGCCGUGCCCGCUGUCAAGACCAUCACCAUCCUGGCCAUGGGCCAGGUGGAUGGGGACUUGCUCAGUGGGGUGUGCUACGUGGGCCUGUCCAGCGUGGAUGCGCUGCGGGGCUUCGUGCUGGCACCUCUGUUCGUCUACCUCUUCAUUGGCACGUCCUUCCUGCUGGCCGGCUUCGUGUCGCUCUUCCGCAUCCGCACCAUCAUGAAGCACGACGGCACCAAGACCGAGAAGCUGGAGAAGCUCAUGGUGCGCAUCGGCGUCUUCAGCGUGCUCUACACCGUGCCGGCCACCAUCGUCCUGGCCUGCUACUUCUAUGAGCAGGCCUUCCGCGAGCACUGGGAGCGCACCUGGCUCAUGCAGACGUGCAAGAGCUACGCGGUGCCCUGCCCGCCUGGCCACUUCCCGCCCAUGAGCCCCGACUUCACUGUCUUCAUGAUCAAGUACCUGAUGACCAUGAUCGUGGGCAUCACCACCGGCUUCUGGAUCUGGUCCGGCAAGACUCUGCAGUCGUGGCGCCGCUUCUACCACAGACUCAGCCACAGCAGCAAGGGGGAGACUGCGGUAUGAGCCCCGGCCCCUCCCCCACCCUCCCUUCCCCCAUCCCCUAGCAGGGGGAGAGGCGCGGGAAGGAGAGAACUGCGGGGGGGGGGGGGUCCUGGAACCUCCGGUCCCCUCCAAUGAGAAGUGACCUGGAAGAGAGAUGAUAUUUGUAGAUUUGGGGCCGGGGGUGGGUUUGGAAAAGGAGGCCCGGGUAGAAAGACGGUUCGGAUGAAAAGACUUAGUGGCAAAGACUUGCAGGAUGUUAAUGAUGGUGAUGACGGUAACGAUGAUGUUAAUCGUGUACGGUACGGGCCGACCUGGGCCUAUCGCGAUUGACCCAGCAGAGAUGGCUCUGAGUUCUUCCCGGCUCCAGGGCCAAACUGGGACUGGGAGCGAUGCCCCUGCUGCAAGACAAGUGGCCUGUCCUCACUCCUGUGAGGCCCGGGUGAAAGGUACAGCUUUGUCUGCGGCGGCGGCUUUGUUGGGAAAAGGGAGGACUCCCUGCGGUGUCCUUGUCAAGCGGUGGUCAAACCAUAAUCUCUUUUCACUGGGGCCAAACUGGAGCCCAGAUGGGUUAAUUUCCAGGGUCAGACAUUACAGUCUCUCCUCCUCUGGCCCCUCCCGCCUGUUUUUCCUCUCCUAGUCCUUUCAAGUCUUGUAAAAUAAGCAUUUGGAAGUCUUGGGAGGCCUGCCUCCUAGAAUCUUAAUGUAACGAUGCAAAAGAAAUGAAGAUAACAUUUCGAGAGGAGGCAGAGGAGAUGGGUAGUAGGUAUUUCUGCUACUUUUUUUUAUUUUCUCGGGAAAGCAGAAGGAAGAAGGUUUUAUUUGGUUUCAUACUCUGAAAAGAAGUGAUGACUUGUUGCUUUUCAAAACAGGAGUGCAUUUUUCCCCUGGUCUUUGUUGUAAGAGACAAAAGAGGAAACAAAGUGUCUCUCCUGUGGAAAGGCGUAACUGUGAAGACAGCAACUUUUAUAGGCAAAGUAGCACAAAUCAGAGCUUUCCCUUUGGAUGUUAAUUUGGCUGAGAUAAACAUUCCUUUUUAAGGAAAAGUGAAGGGCCGCCCGCUUCCAUACCCACAAUCCGUCAGAGAUUCUGACUUGGCUAAAGGGAACGCAAGGGGGUUUUGUUGUAUUUGUUUAAAAUAAAUUUUAAUUUAGAACACACGAUCCUAUCUACAGGCUCUAUUCAAAUGUUCAGAGGAAUUUCUUCCUUUAUUAUUUUUUAUGAACCUGCGUUUAGGUUUUCUAUUUUCCUCCAAUUUGAAUCCUUCAAGAUAAAAGGAAAAGCAUAAUGCCCUCAGCCUCCAUCAUAAAGAAGGUAAAUUUUUUAAAAAGUAAAGAACCAUUUGUCCUGUUUUCUUAGUUCCAUAAAUCCGUUUAUAAGACCUCAUGUGUGUGCUGACCCUGUCUUUGUGUGGCUGGGCGGGGAGAUGACCUACAGAAAUGACAGUGAAUGAAGCGGACAGUUCAAACCGUGGGUCCCAUUUUUUAAGGAAAGUCAUUAAAAGAAGGUAAACUUCAAAGUAAUUCUGGAGUUCUUUGAAAUGUGCUGCAUGACUUAAAUUUAUUAAUCUUAAAUCAUGUACUUUCUUUUCUAUAAUGGAACUGAUUCCUUUGCAUAAUGCUCUAAAGCUGAGCAGAGAAUCAUGGGGGCGAACCUUUCCUCCACCUUUGACAUCACCCUCCAAUCUUGCAACGCUAUCCUGUUUCUCAAAACAAUUUUUAAAUGCUGUUUUAAACAGUUUUUAAAUCCUAGAGGGUACUGUCAGGAGUAAAGUUACUUUAUAUAUGUAAUGUUCAGUUGAGUGGAGCUGCUUUUUACAUUAAAGUUAACAUCAACCUUUUGUGUCUUAAACCUCCAAAAGGGUCUCAUCUGUCAGAUUUUAAAACUCCCACUACACAGUUUUUGGCAUCUUUUGUGUUGUAUCUCUUGCAUGUGAAAUUUGUAAAAUAGAGACAAGUGCAGUAUGUAUAUUUUGUAAAUCUCCCAUUUUUGUAAGAAAAUAUAUAUUGUAUUUAUACA